Molecule: messenger RNA, 1445 nt
Organism: Monosiga brevicollis MX1
Lineage: Eukaryota; Choanoflagellata; Craspedida; Salpingoecidae
Exons: 8
Coding region: 38-1234 (398 amino acids)
Molecular function (GO): protein binding
Source: RefSeq, a predicted model, not a curated record
GAUUUUCUCUUCUUCUUCUUCUUCUUCUUCUGCAGAGAUGUUGUUGCGGAUCGCUGCCGUUUUGGCCUUGACGGCCCUGGCCCUGGGCCAAGAGGGCAAGUGGGAGAUCAUCUCCAACCCUGGCUUGACCAUUAACAUUGGUAUCACCUUCAAGAACGAGGAUGAAGGCUUUCUGGCUGGCGCCGUCAACGGUCUUGGUAACGAGAUCUUGCACACGGUUGAUGGUGGCCACACCUGGAACUCGACUCAGGGCAACCUGAACAACGACCUGCUGCUCUUCGACUGCGAAUGCUCGGAGAACACUGUCAUUGUGACCGCUGUUUUCAACGAGCUCUACUCCAAGGACGAUGGCCGCACUUUCAACGACUCGCUCGGUGGCGGUCACUCCCAGUCCAUCCGCUACAUCUCCACUGACAACGACGGCGAGCGCUUUGGCUGUGCCAACUCUUUCUUUGGCUAUGGUGGUGCUGCCAUCACCCACGAUGGUGGCGUUCUCUUUGAGCAGCGCCCUGCUCCCGAGCUCUUCACCUUUGCCCGCUACGGCGCCUAUCCCUCGGAAAACACUUGGUACAUCACCGCUGGUGAGUUCCCCCAGCAGGAGCAGGAUGACGACCAAGAUGACUUGCCUGCUGCCCUUCGCGCCCGCCUCCCUGGGGACAAGAUGGCUGCUCGUGGUCGCAAGUCUGUCUUCCAGGAUGAAUUUGGCCGCUGGCGCAAGGACCUUGGGGCCCACCGUCUUCAAAACACCACCGGCAGCUACAAGGCUCAGCUGAUCAAGACUGUUGAUGGUGGCAAGACUUGGAAGACGCAAUUCGCCCAGAACGAUACCUUUUACUUCAAUGGCAUUGACUGCACCUCUGAGACGCACUGCUGCGCUGUUGGCGAGUCGAUGGAUCUUCCCUUUGACGGCGCCGGUAUUUGGUGCACCCACGACGGCGAGACCUGGAACCGUACCUUUUACUCCCAGGACUCCAACAUUGGCGGAUUCUCUUUGAUUGAUAUCCGUUUUGCCAACGAGAACCUGGGCUGGGCUGUCGGCGGCGAGCUCGGUGAACUGGCACCCAAGGCCUACUUUGUUGAGACCCGCGAUGGUGGCAAGACCUGGGAUCCCUAUGCGCACGUCUUCUGGGGCUACUACGGUCUCGGCAUUGAGGUUGUCAACGAGAAGGUGGCCUACGCUGCCCUUGACGACACGGUGACUCAGCAGUCGGGCGUUGCCAAGUGGACCGCCUAAAUCCACCCAUCAGCUCCAAGCCUGCUCGAUUUUGUGGCCAGAAAAUAGUCUCGGACUUUUUUUUUAACCUCUCAAUCGAACAGUGUCUUUGAUUUUGUGUUUCAUCCAAGGACUGAUUGAUCUGGCUCAAUACAGGUCAUGUGCGCCCGAGUGGCGUGAACACCAGUUGCAAUGUUGGCAUUUGUGACAUAAAUUUAACACGCUCGUCCGC